Messenger RNA from Prunus armeniaca (apricot), 636 nucleotides. The record is from the annotation of a GenBank genome assembly. Lineage: Eukaryota; Viridiplantae; Streptophyta; Magnoliopsida; Rosales; Rosaceae.
AUGAAUGACAAACCUUAUGCCUCCUUAGUAGGCAAUCUUAUGUAUGCACUAGUCUGCACUAGACUUGACAUAGCCUUUCCUAUUAGAGUGCAAGGUAGAUUUCAAUCUAAUCCUGGACAAGAUCAUAGGAUUGCAGGCAAGAAAAUGUUGAGAUAUUUACAGAGAACCAAAGAUUACAAUUUGGUUUUAAGAAGAAGCAAUAAUUUGAAAUUAGAAGGUUUUGCAUAUGCUGAUUUUGUAGGUUAUAAGGAUGAUCUCAAAUCAACAUCACGGUAUGUGUUCAUAUUUGCAUGUGCUGCUGUAUCAUGGAGAAGUAUCAAGCAGCUUCUCACAGUUGCAUCCACAAUGUUAGCAGAAUUCUUCGCCUCUUAUGAGGCUAUUUCUCAAGCUAUGUGGUUAAAGAAUUUUAUCACUAGAUUGAGUGUCGCUAAGGGAACAAAAGGACAAAUGCUUCCAGAAAAGAUAAGAGAUGGGUACACUGGUUCGGAACACAUCAAUACAACAGAUAUGACUGCAGAUCCUCUUACUAAAGGACUGGCAGUAAAGCCAGCAAUUGAUGUAGCUGCGAUGGUACAGUAUAUUCAUGGCAUUUGUUCAAUUUUAACUAGACAUUGGCAGUCAUUUAGGGGACUAUGA